This is a messenger RNA of Chelmon rostratus (copperband butterflyfish), 3708 nucleotides long. RefSeq names its product peroxisomal biogenesis factor 11 alpha (gene pex11a). The coding region runs from base 250 to 990 and encodes 246 amino acids. Gene Ontology annotation, cellular component: peroxisomal membrane. Lineage: Eukaryota; Metazoa; Chordata; Actinopteri; Chaetodontiformes; Chaetodontidae. Gene Ontology annotation, biological process: regulation of peroxisome size; peroxisome fission. The transcript has 3 exons. The record is from RefSeq and is a predicted model, not a curated record.
UCGACCAAACCAACAGGAAAGUUAGCUUAGCGUGAACGUGGAAAAAGUUUCAAAAUUCAGAUUAUCCGCUUGAGUUUUAGUCAUCAACGUUAGGUGAACCACAACAUUAAUGUCGUGUGAACUGAAGACAAGUAAAUGACAUUCUGUCAACGGUAGAGAGAGAGAGAUUCCGUCAACGUGCCUCCGGGUCCGUGUUUUAGCGAGGUUGACUUAGCUAACCAGAACAACUUGUUCUUGUUCGGCUUAACCAUGGACGCGGUUGUGAAAUUCACAAACCAAAGUCAAGGAAGGGACCGUAUAUUCAGGGCAACCCAGUAUGCGUGUGCACUGUCGGUAUAUUUACUUCGAAAGAACUCCGACAGAAAGGAGCUUGUGGCAAAACUUAAAAGCCUUGAAGGCACCAUGAGCGCUGGACGAAAAUUGUUCAGGCUUGGAAACACAAUAAAUUCCAUUGAGGCUGCUAAGCGAACCAUGCAACUCUCUGACCGAGUGCUGUGCCUGUGCCUUACCACAGCCAACAUCAACCGCGGCCUCUACUUUAUCUGUGACAAUAUUCUUUGGGCCAGAAGUGUCGGCCUUAUCCGCGAUAUCGACAAGGAACGCUGGAGCCUAAACGCCUCCCGCUGCUACUUCUUCUCGCUCGUUAUGAAUCUGACCAGAGAUGUGUAUGUAAUCCUCCAGCUAAUGGCACAGAGAGUAAGAGAUAAACACUUUAGACAGAAAAUGGAUCAGCAUCUCAGAGAGAAUCCUGAAGUGGCUGACGUCAUCAUCCCUCAGCUGGAUGCUUUUCUCUUUCUGCUUUUCGAGAGCCUAAAGUCACAUCCGGCUGUCGCCUUGGACAUGCUGAAAAAUGUAUGUGAUCUCUUCAUUCCUUUAGACAGGUUGGGUAUAUAUCAGUCAAAUGCAGGAGUGGUGGGAUUCUGCGGUCUGAUAUCCUCACUGAUUGGGAUUGUAACCCUGGUGCAGCCCAAGUUAAGAAUCAAACCGUGAUAACGAGGGUGGAGAUAAAACUGAGAGACUAACAGCAGAUAAAAAAGGUCUAUCAUGACAGGUUGUGGUUGUUGUUUUUAUAGUGUCAUCUAGCUGGAGCUGUAAUGGUGGACUAAGGUCAACCUGGUGCACAAUGAGAUUAGGCAACACAUCACAGGCACAUUUUUUAACAUUUGUAUUGGAAUAGCAUGUAUGUUAUACACCAAACUCAAGCCAGCAAUAACUGAAAGGCUUGCAGGUGUCUGGAUUGACUGGAUUUGAUUGUUUUGUUCAAAAAAUCUGAUUGAACUGAUUACAUCAUACUUGAAACUUGAAGUAGAGAAAACACUGACUGGGGACCAGUUUAAGUUUGAAGCCCUGGUUUCAAAGGGAGCAAAUAAAGUUUAUAUAAUAGCCUAUUAUAUUUUUUCAACCUCAUCAGAGCCGAUGCCAAACCUGUGUGCAUUCCUGUCCUCUUCAACAUCACGCACACUCGCCGGCCAAUUCAUUAGGUACGCCUGUACAACGUAAUCCAAUCCAGCUCUGCCAUGAAUUGUGCUUGUGUGAUGCUCAUGAUCGUUCAGCUUUUGUUGACAAUGUCAGAAUAAUUCAGGUAAUAAUUCUACUUCAUGUUUAUUAUUGAGGUCAUAGUGGAUGGUGGUGGUGUACUGCAGGGCAUUAUAUUGACAAGUGUUUCUAAUAUUCUGCCCCUCUCAUUUAUGUAUAAAUGGGGUGGCCAGAAUAUUAGAAACGCCUCUCAAUAGAAACACCUCUGCAAUCUACAACCUCUCUCACAGUGUCAAUCAAAACUAGACAUGAUUAGCUUUGUGAUGGCAACAUUUGUGACAGAGCUAUUGUGACGGAUCACAUUAGAUUGUACAAGUAUAACUCAUGAAGUGCUGGGUGAGUGUAUAACACCAGCAGUGUCACAAGUCAUGUACUUGCAGGAUAAGGGCUCUUUCCUGAUGCAAGUUUAUGCAUCUGCUUUUGCACCUAUCUUUUUUUUUUAAGUAAGACCAUAAUCUGAGCCCACUGCCGUUCUCUGCCUGCAUUUUUGUGAUACAAAUGCUGCUAAAAGUUUUACCUCCAUGAUUCAUGUGAUGAAUAAGCUGCUUCUCAGCCAAACGUGCUUCCAGAUGGGAAAAGAAAAGAGAUUUCAGGAGAUUUCCUCACCUGUUAUUUACUAAUCAAUCUGCCAUUUGAGACAUGGCCUAGACUUUAACUGUCAUCAGAUUGUACUGUAUGUUAAUUUAAAGAAAAGUGUAAAGAAACAUCUGAGCACACAACCUCCCUUAAAUCAUGUUUCUAUUUUAAUAAAGACAACGUAGAUGUGUUUACAAUUAAAUCCUCAAUAUUCUGUUUAGGAUUUGUAUGUUUGUAUGUUUUCUAUCUUUGUAGCACCAAACAAACAAGGAACCUCCAACUUCUCCUAGUAAAUAGUGAGAGCUUAAGUUUUAAAGCUGCAGGUGCACAUGGUAUUUAUUACGUUUUGGUGUCAUUCAGAUCUCAUGACUAAAUGUGUUCACUCUCACGUUUGAUUGAAAAGUUAAUGAAACUAAAAACUAAACAUAUUGAUUUAAACUUGUGGUUUUAAAAAGAUACAUGUUUGUAUUUUAAUGAUUAAUAGUCAUUAACUGAGUGGUGAUCCGUGGAAAACUUUGGACAAGUUUAGAAAUGGAGUAACACUGCCCUCUUGGGGAAACAUGACACUUUGCUGAAUUGAAAAGAGCUUUAUUUUUAAUUAUACUGAGACAACAAUACACGUUUUUUUUCUGAAAGCUUUUCUGAAGAGGGAUGGCGUUGUGACAAAGCAUCCAUUUAAAAAUUGCAAAAAUAUAUUCCAUUUCCCUUUCACCACUUUGAAUUUUGCUGUGAAAAAAAAUGAACCUAACUAUGCAAAGAUGAAUCCCAUAAAAGGACAAACACAUAGAAAGCAAUAAAUAAAGAAAUUUGUUCUCCUAGGUAGAUCAGUUGAAGUCAUUUCAAACCGGCAAAAUGUUUGACUUCACAUUGUUUUUCCACUACCAACCAACCAAUUAAAUGCACCUGCAUGUAAUUUCUAGAAAUAGUUGGCUGGGCUGGAAUUGGAAACUAAAACAAAAUCCAGGCUAUUCUUUUGAAUAUCCUUGAAUGCAAAAGCUAACAUUAGAUGCACUUUAAUCUGUGUCCUUGAAAACCUCUCAUUUUUGAAAUGUCAAGUUUUCAUGUGUGGUGAAAAUUGUAAUUUUAACUAUGAUAUCAAGUCAGAGCCAAUACACUGAAUACACUUUACAAGGCGUCUGAUAUCAACUCAAUCUAAAAACGAUGAACUCGGCACUUUGAAAACAGUGUGAAACUACAGAUGUGUGAAUACUGCUGGCGCACGUUUUCUUUUUUUCCAGAAUACCAAUGAUAGUUAGAUGCAGAGUGAAUCUGCUCUGAGUGAAAAGGCACCUUCAGUAGUUAGGUCCUGCAACAGUAAAAAAAAAACAAAAAACAUCACAGUUAGCACUUGAGAAGGCCUUUUGUCACCCAUGAUGCAAUUUGUUUGAUCACAUGUUUAUUGUACAAUUGACCAAUACUACUUAAGUGGGAAGCCCUUAACUUGAAUUAGUUCUCUAAAUUGUUAUUAAUUUUAAGGUCUCGUGGUCUAAGUGGUGUUGUGUAGACGUGUUCCUUCCUGCCAUUAUUAAAAAAUGUUUCAGUACCUUUCUGUUAUGAAUGAAAAAAUGUGUGAAACACAAAUAAAUCAUGUUGUUU